Suillus bovinus is the source of this 831-nucleotide messenger RNA. RefSeq lists its product as uncharacterized. The record is from RefSeq and is a predicted model, not a curated record. Bases 305 to 658 code for a protein of 117 amino acids. The transcript is spliced from 6 exons. NCBI's taxonomy places the organism in Eukaryota, Fungi, Basidiomycota, Agaricomycetes, Boletales, Suillaceae.
GGCGAAAUACACUGUUAUUGAGUCAUGCAAGGCUUCUGUUGAUUGCGUAGACAUUUUCAAGGUGUUGGUCGAGGGCUCCACAAGGACCUAUAAUAAUAUUUUCCGCUGUAUCAUUCCCCCUUGCUGGACUGUGCAACUUUAUAGAUGCAACGGAGGAGCUGGCACGGCAAUUCUCGUCGGAUCCAAAAGGGUGACUCGGACGAGAGAUGGCGGGUUGUCUACCGAAAUCACGCGACUCUUGAAUUAUUUGUGUCGAUGUGCAUGGCGGGGCAAACUAUGCAAUGACUAAAGUUCCUAUUGCAUUAUGAUCAGUUCGGGAGAACUGGCAUUGGAACCGCCAGUCUCCAUUCGGAAUUGCUAUCGAGACGUGAUCUUUUAUUGCUAUCGAAAACAAAUCAUCAAUGCUUGCCAGUGUUUAUUAACAUCAGCAUGGUUCGCAUCAUCUCGUUCCCUACACACCGCCUCUCGUGUGAUUUAUUUGCAGCCUCAGGAAAUGCUUCCAAGUUCUUCCUUCAAAUCACAUACGAUAGGUUGCUUUACGUUGCUGUCCUCUUCUCCCCCGCUUUCUUCCUUCUUGUUUUCAUUGGUGUGUCCAUCAGCGCGGGCUUUGUUUGAUUGGUUUUCCAACAUGACACCCAUCGCUGGCCUUUUGACGUGAUUUGAUAUGUUGGUGAGACCGUAGGAGCAUUGACGACCAAUUCCAAGACACUCCGUUGCGCUUGAAGGUGCUUGGGGUGGCUUUCGCCGAAAGUAGAGUGAAUGUCCGUAUGAAUUGCGACCAAAAUACUCUACAAUUACAAAUCGAAUACACCGGGAGCCUGUGCAAAUCGC